Molecule: messenger RNA, 1638 nt
Organism: Ctenopharyngodon idella (grass carp)
Lineage: Eukaryota; Metazoa; Chordata; Actinopteri; Cypriniformes; Xenocyprididae
Gene: stard10
Product: StAR-related lipid transfer (START) domain containing 10
Exons: 6
Coding region: 446-1270 (274 amino acids)
Molecular function (GO): lipid binding
Source: RefSeq, a predicted model, not a curated record
GCGCACCCGCCUUUCCUCACCAAUGUAACGCGCACACACAUACAGCGGGAUGAAACAGCUGCUCGUGCAUUUCACCGGGAAACGCGUUUGCGUUUGUUAUUUUCGACACACUCAUAUAUGAGUUUAUUUACACAACCCUCUCGCGCGCGUAUAUCUUGAUAUUUUAAACGCGCGCUUCCGCACCGGCGCGCGACACACGCCUGCGGAAAACGCGCAGCAUAUGUUUGAACAUCUGAUGUGAAUCAGGGAUUCGGUUCAGAGAGAAACCGCCCGUGCGUUUCAUGAGCGUCUUGUUUCAUCACGCGACGCGCGUCAGAUUCACCGGCCUCUGGGAAUAAUAAACUUAAAAGCAACUCUUUAAAAGCAAACUCUCCUGUUAGUCUCAUAUCAGGUUGUUAUUCCCCGCACCGGGAGCCGCAGGUUCAGCAGCAGCAGGAGGAGGAAGAUGAUGAUGAUGAUGAUGUCCGGAGAAGAGGUUCUCAUCCCGGACGACCGAGCCUUCAGCCGGUUCAAACACGAGUGUCAGUCCGAUGAAGGCUGGAGUCUGACCUACAACAAGAGCAGCAUCUGCGUGUGGAUCCAAGUGCUGGAGGAGGAGAAGAGUUUACACAAGAUCAAGUGCCGGAUGCAGUGUAAGGACAUCCCAUCCGAGACCAUGUACGACGUGCUCCACGACAUCGAGUAUCGGCGGAAAUGGGACGCGAAUGUCAUCGAGACCUUCGACAUCGGCAAACUGACGGUCAACGCAGACGUGGGCUACUACUCCUGGAAGUGUCCGAAGCCGCUGAAGAACCGUGAUGUCAUCACCCUGCGCUCAUGGCUGCCGAUGGGCAACGAUUACAUCAUCAUGAACUACUCCGUCAAACACGCUAAAUAUCCUCCGAAGAAGGAUCUGGUGCGAGCCGUCUCUAUCCAGACGGGAUACCUGAUCCAGCGGACCGGACCCACCAGCUGCACCUUAACAUACCUGGCACAGGUGGACCCGAGAGGUUCUCUUCCCAAGUGGGUUGUUAACAAGUCUUCCCAGUUGUUGGCACCCAAAGCGAUGAAGCGCAUCAGUAAAGCGUGUCUUCGGUAUCCGGAGUGGAAGCAGAAGCACAGUCCGGGUUUCAAGCCGUGGUUGUUCCCGGAGCAGAACCCGCUGUCCAGCGUCCCUCUGUCGGAGCUCUCCAUACAACACGCCGACUCUCUGGAGAACAUCGACGAGAGUUCACUCAGCGAGAGCAAAGACGAGCGCGCCGAACACAGCGACGAGGAGGGAAACAACUGACACACACACACACACACACACACACACACACACACACACACACACACACACACGGUCAAUUAUGAUUUCAUUACUCACAACACACACACACACCUUUGAGCGAUUUUGAGGUCGAUUCCCUGUCAGAUCAGCACAUUUAAGCGCUGAAUCCAGAUUGUGAUUUAAUUCAGUUAUGCAGAUGUAAAUGAUUUUGAGUUAUGAAGUGAUUUCCGGUUCUUUCCCGCUCGACGGAUCGACCCCUGACCUUAAGCACGCAUGCAGAUGCCACACUGGAACCGCUGAGUUGAUCUGUUGUACGACACUAGAGUUCAAUGAAUGAAUGAAUGUAGUAACCAAGAAUUAAAAAUGAAUUACUGCCUGUUUUUGGA